Messenger RNA from Kwoniella botswanensis, 438 nucleotides. RefSeq lists its product as uncharacterized. The coding region runs from base 1 to 438 and encodes 145 amino acids. The transcript is spliced from 3 exons. Lineage: Eukaryota; Fungi; Basidiomycota; Tremellomycetes; Tremellales; Cryptococcaceae. The record is from RefSeq and is a predicted model, not a curated record.
AUGCCCCCAUACACACCUAUACUACUUCAACAUGUCAAUCUGCCUGUUCCAAAAGGUACAUUACAUCUAGCUCAAGAGUUCUACGGAGAAGUCAUUGGAUUUGAGAAUGAUCCUGUACCGCAAUUACAGAGGGAUAUCCUCUUAUGGUUCAGGAUAGGAGAUGGGCCUCAACAAAUCCAUGUAGCUUUCGAAAACAUCUCCCCCGACUCUAAGAUCAUCUCCUCCCGGCAUCCAUGUUUUCAACUUUCCUCGCCCGAAGCACUCCUCUCCCUCCAGAGGAGAAUAUACGGACACAAGCAGUCCGGCGCAGAAUCAUCAGCGUUGGAAUGUGAUCAACCGGGAGAAGAGAACUCGGGUUCGAAAGGUGUAGAGUACCCUACGAGGUUUUUCGUUAGGGAUUAUGCAGGUAAUAGGUUGGAGUUCAGUGCGCCAAAGUGA